UGCUAUUAACUGCACAGGUCCAGUAAUGCGAAGGACAAUCUCUGUGUCACUUGCAUUAAACUCCAUGCCAAUUCCACGCUGCAAAUCUACAGUCGCUCAAUGAUGAAGUUAAAAGGACCAGUCUCUGGCUGUCUUAACAAUGGAAGGUCAGUCUUGUGCUAACAUAGAGACUAUCCAGCAAGUACUCUCCGAAUCAAGUCCCCCAUCCUUCCUUAAUGUGCUGAAAAUACAUCGAGAACUUUUAGUCAGCAAAAUCCGAAACACACAAUGUUUGAUUGACAACUUGAUUAAGAACGAAUACUUCUCUAUUGAAGAUGCAGAGAUUGCCGUGCAGUUUCCUACUCAGGCCGACAAGGUUCGUAAAAUUCUGGAUCUGGUUCAAAGCAAAGGAGAAGAAGUUUCAGAAUAUUUCAUCUACAUCCUACAAGAGGUCUCUGAUGCGUAUUAUGAACUACAGCCUUGGUUGGAUGAAAUAGAUUUCCGCCCAUCACAGAAUGUUCAAAACAAACCUGUUACAAAUACAGAUCCAGUUAGCAGGUAUCGCCAGAAACUCAAAUAUGAAUUGGGACGAGAUACAAAGUUUGUUAUGUCUUACGCUCAGAAGGAGGAAAUGCUUCUGGAGGAAACCUAUUCUGCUAGUCUUAUUGAGUUGGUCAGUUAUACCAAUGAGAGCCUAGGCUAUGUGAGCCACUUAGAAGACCUGUUUGAUGAUAAAACUGGGGUAAUUAACGAACAUGGAGAGACGAUCUACGUCUUUGGUGAUGCAGGCAUUGGAAAAUCCAUUCUGUUGCAAAAGAUGCAAAAUCUUUGGGCCAGAGAAGAAUUGGGUGUAGGUACCAAGUUUUUCUUCCGGUUCAGAUGCAGGAUGUUUAGCUGUUUUAAAGAGAAUGACGCCAUCUGUUUGAAGGAUCUCCUGUUUAAAUACAACUGCUACCCUGACCAGGAUCCUGAGGAGGUAUUCAACUACAUCCUGCACUUCCCGCAUGCAGUCCUCUUCACGUUUGAUGGCUUUGAUGAGAUCCAUUCCGAUUUUGACCUGAACAGCAUCCCAGAGAUCUGCUCACCCAAUGAACCUACUCACCCACUUGCCUUGCUAGUGAAUCUUCUCAGUGGAAAAGUUCUUAAGGGAUCAAGGAAAGUUCUGACCGCAAGGACUGGAACUGAAGUUCAUCAAAACAUCAUUAGGAAGAAAGUACUACUCCGAGGGUUUUCCAGCAAUAACCUGAAGGAAUAUUCUAGGAAUUUCUUCAGAGAUGAGGAGUGUCGGGUAUUGAUGUUGAACCAACUGGAAGCGAACCCCAGUCUCUGCAGUUUGUGUUCAGUGCCUUUGUUUUGUUGGAUUAUCUUUAAAUGCUUUGAACACUUCCACGCCAUGUUCGACAGUGCUGAGCUUCCAAACUACUCAGUUACACUCACAGAUGUUUUUUUGCUCAUGACUGAAGUUCACUUGAACCGAACUCUGAAAACAAAUUUGCUGAAAAAGAACACCAGGAGCCAAGUGGAGACAUUCAGGUCAAAAAAGGAAACUCUGUUCUCUUUGGGUAGAAUAGCACAUAUGGGGAUGGAAAAGUCUCUCUUUAUCUUUGACCAGGAGGAAGUCACAGCCUUGAACAUGUCAGAGCAGGAUUUGCACCUGGGAUUCCUCAGAACAGUUCAUGACUGUGGUGAUUAUGAAGACCAGUCCUAUGAGUUCUUGCACAUGACCCUGCAGUCUUUUUUCACAGCUUUGUUCCUAGUUACUGAGGAGAAAAUGGGUACAAAGGAGUUACUAAAGUUUUUCACAGAGUGCUCUUCCACUGAGACUGCCCAGUCUACUUGUCUCUCUAUUCCGUGGUUCCGUACUCACCCCAUAGGAGACGAUCCUUUCCGAAACAAAGAACAUUUUCACUUUACCAAUCUUUUUCUCUGUGGUCUACUUUCCAAAGGCAAGGAGAAGCUCAUCAGACAUUUAGUUUCACCUGUAGCCAUUAAGAGGAAAAGAAAUGCACUCAUCACUUAUCUCUUAAAAAGCAUGAAAUUUCACAUGGAGAGCCUGAUGCGGGCAAGACUUAAGGGUUAUAAACAGAUUCAGGUCAUGCCUAAUUUUGUUUGGAUGCUGAGGUGCAUUUAUGAGACACAAAGUGAAAAACUAGCCAAACUGACUAUCAGGGGCAUGAGAGCCAACUAUAUCAAACUUACUUAUUGCAAUGCCUAUUCUGCGGAUUGCAGUGCCAUUUCCUUUGUUAUGCAGCACUUUCAGAAGCAUCUCGGUCUGGAUCUAGACAACAAUAAUAUCAAUGACUAUGGAGUAAAACAGCUUCUACCUUGUUUUAAUAAGCUUACAGUGAUCAGGCUGAGUGUUAACCAGAUCACAGAUCACGGAGUAAGAGUACUAUAUGAUGAGCUCUCCAAGUACAAAAUUGUGACUUUUUUGGGCUUGUACAACAACCAAAUUACAGAUGUUGGAGCCAAAUACGUUGCAAGACUCAUUGAAGAAUGUUCAAGUCUCACAUAUGUUAAAAUAGGGGCUAACAAGAUAACCAGCGAAGGAGGGAAGUGUCUUGCCCUUGCUAUCCAGAAGAGCAAAACGAUGUUUGAAAUUGGAAUGUGGGGUAACCAGGUUGGAGAUGAAGGAGCGAAGGCAUUUGCAGAGGCGCUCAGGAAUCACCCCACUUUAACAAAUGUGAGUCUUGCAUUCAAUGGCAUUACGACAGAGGGAGGCAAAAGCAUUGCUGAAGCUUUGCAGCACAACAACUCCGUGAGGAUAUUUUGGUUGACUAAAAAUGCAUUUGAUGACGAAGCUGCAGAGAGAUUUGCAGAGAUGCUGAGAGUCAACAAGAAGCUAGCACAUUUAUGGCUUAUUCAGAAUCAGAUUACAGCCAAAGGGGCCAAGUACCUCAGUGACUCUCUCCAGGAGAACACAACCAUUAAAGAAAUCUGCUUAAAUGGGAAUCUGAUAAACCAAGAAGAGGCCAAAGCCUUUGCAAAUGAAGAGCGGAUCAUUUGCUUUUGAGUGUAUUCUUUCCAGUGUGGACAAGCUCUGUAUCACAGGUACUGUUCCAGCACUUAAAGACUACGGGAUUACCAAGGUAUCCAUCUGCACUGGGAGCCAGUGGUUACUUCACAACAUGGGUCGGGUUAACUGGCUUUUUCAGCACUGUGCUGUGCCCUUCACUUCCAGUUCCCAGUAAGGUGCCUGCAUUGUUAUGCUAUGCAUUUGCUGAGUGCGAGAGUACCUCAGAGAACUAUGUUUGUCCAGUGCUUUGAUGAUUUAAAGUGCUGUGGCAGUGUAAACAAACCAACUCCCCCCACCCCACCCGGGCAGGUCUGUGUACUUGAUACAUGUGUAUAUACAUAAAGCUAUAAGUCUCUUUAUAGCUUACUGAUAUGUACAAUAUCUUGUGGACAAGCUACAAGCUCACACAACCAUGCCCAAUAGAACGAGACGCACUUGUGAGCAUUUGGAGAUUGAGUAGCACUGUAAACCAUCCAUGCAAGGCACUUUUUGCUGUUGUCUUCAACACUGCUACUCUUUUCUGCCUGGUACCUGAGGUCUGAUUUUCUCAAGGACUCUCAGUGGAUGUUCAAGAUCCUGCUUCUCCAGCGUGCUGAACUUCAGCCAGGGGUUAUUUUUAACACUCCUUCUCUGGAGCUGAUUUGGCCAACUUCCCCCGUAUACCCAGCUGCAUGCCUGCCAGCCAUUUUGUUGGCAUCACCACCAUGGAUCCUCUCAUUAGAAUGCAGUGUUAGGUGUAGAUGUGGCCCACUGUCAUCGCAAUGUUCAGUUGCGAGGAAUUGGGGGGGAUAAACCUGAAUAAGCAGGCUGCUCUCUGCAGUGCACCCACUGAAUUGGCCUCUAGAUACUAGACAAAUUUAGCUGUAGAAUGUGUCAGUUUUUCCAUGAGAAAAAUCAGACACCUUUUUAAAUGCAUCUCAAGCAGCAAAACUCUCCAACCCAUGAAAUACUUUUCAAAAGUUCAGCCAAGGUUUGUUAAUUUUCCUUUAGUUAAAUGUAUUCAUUCAUAGAUCAAGUUAAAAAACCAAAAUCACCUACUUGUGUGUGUGCUGGAGUCUCCAUUUACUAACUUGCCCCCAGAGCCAGGUGGGAUAAAGGAAGGAAGUUGUGGUACAGAUUUUAGUAAAAACAUUCUUUGUGGCGGUCUAAGUUGAAAUAUUUUAAAGGGUUUUCUGUUUUAAAUCCACCCCCAUCUCUUUUUGGUAGUAGCACCCUCCUUUUUCUCCAACACGUACUUCCAAACAGUGUGAAGGCAUAUUAGUGCUUGUUGUUUUCAGUGGCAUUUCUCAUCAGCUGUCAUGCCAGUGAAUAGUUCUCCUCCCACCCAGGUGAAGAGAUGACAUUUCCAGUCUUCCUAGAGUCUAGACAAAUCAGCUAAGUGGAUUGAUUGAUGUGGUUUUGUUUACUGAAGCAAAAAGGUGCACAGUUAGUCAUGCAGCAUAUUUUAGCAAUGAAGACAUCUGCCAAGACAAUAGUUAAAGCCCUGUUAAAGGCUAUUUAAAAAACCCCACAUUUCUUAGACCAGGUCUACACUGUACGUUCAUUGUUAAAACUCAGAUAUGAAAACAACACACCCCGAAUGAUAAAAUUGUAAAUGAUGGAAAACAUCCCUAUGGACGCCAUUUUGUCAGAGGAUGAUUUUAUUAUGCCAUCAGGAGAGCUCUCUUUUCAACAAAGCAAGGCUAUGCUACUUACAUUACAGUGGCACAGCUCAGACAUAGCCUAAGGCGAGGUCUACACUAGACCCAGAAGCUCAACUUAAGGUACAUAACUCCAGCUAUAUAGAAUAGGGAGCUGGAGUCAGUUUACCUUAAGCCGAGCUUGGCAGUGUCACCGCAACAGGAGGCCGAUGAGAACAAACGCUCCCAUCGGCUUCCCUUACUCCUGCCAAGGAGUACUAGCCGCCAGCAGGAGCACCCUCUGAGGGUUUUUUUUUUUAGCAAGUCUUAAUUAGACUAUGGCAGAUGCAAGCAAAAGAGAAAAGGGUGUGAUCCUGAGCGGUAGCAAGUCCUCUUUGUUCCUACGGUGCUCAGCAUAUCCCAAGAAGUGUGUUAAUAGCAGAAUUAGACUUUAGAGCAGACUCAACGUUUGAUGCCCCGCGGCCACAAUGAUACUCACAGCACAUGCUGAGGGCCGCAACUUCAGUGUGGUUGCAGAUAGAAGCUAUUUGCAUGUUUCUCACUGACGGGCAUGA
This is a messenger RNA of Pelodiscus sinensis (Chinese soft-shelled turtle), 5189 nucleotides long. NCBI's taxonomy places the organism in Eukaryota, Metazoa, Chordata, Testudines, Trionychidae. The record is from RefSeq and is a predicted model, not a curated record.